GGGUCUUAUCAUCCUGUGGGUGUCCGUGUUCAAGCAGUUACUCUAAUGACCCAGGGCUUUGAUAUACAGCGUGUUGAAGCUAUCACUGGCAUGUCUAGCUGGACUAUCAAGCGCUGGGUUAAGAAAGCAAAGGAACGUGGCUUUAACCCAGAGAUAGAUCAGCGGAUUUUGACUGAAUAUGUGGAAGAUGACCCCCGUCCUGGCCGUCCUAAAGAGAUCACUCAAUCAACUGAGGAUUCUAUUGUUUCUUCUAUUAGAAAAGACCAUGCUGGACAUUCUUAAGAAGCAUGGCUUUCACAGUGUCAAACCUACCAAGAAACCAGGCCUUACUGAUGAAACCAGAAAAAAACGCCUAGAUUUCUGCCUUGCCCAUGAAGACUGGACCCUGGAAGACUGGAAGAAUGUGAUAUUUACAGAUGAGACCUCGGUGGCUUUGGGCCACCGGCGUGGAGGAGUUAGGAUAUGGACUUCUUAAUCUAAUAGGAAGUCCUAGUUCCAAAGCUGAUUCCAUUUGCUAAAUAAUGCAUGAUUGAGCGUCCAAAAACUUCAGUUUUAGAGGAUGGAGCACCUGCUCACUGUCAUCAUUUUCAGGCAAUGACUGUGACGGCUCAACGACCAGA
Molecule: messenger RNA, 620 nt
Organism: Aspergillus glaucus CBS 516.65
Lineage: Eukaryota; Fungi; Ascomycota; Eurotiomycetes; Eurotiales; Aspergillaceae
Exons: 2
Coding region: 46-282 (78 amino acids)
Source: RefSeq, a predicted model, not a curated record